Molecule: messenger RNA, 1337 nt
Organism: Geodia barretti
Lineage: Eukaryota; Metazoa; Porifera; Demospongiae; Tetractinellida; Geodiidae
Source: the annotation of a GenBank genome assembly
AGCCAAAGCAGCUACCUGUAGAACCACAUGGUACAACAGAACUCAAUGGCCAGUACUCUGGGGUCCAAGAAGCCGUAAACAUGUGGGGAAAAGACCUGGACAUGAGGAAACAGGUAGCUAGUGUUUACUAACCUUGUAAAAAUACUCGCAAUAUGGGAAGAAUUUAUAACGAUAAUCGGAAACAUCCAAAUUGUGUCCUUUUAGUUUCAUAGUCGCCUGCUAAUCAUGCAUUUUCCUUCCCCAGAAAAUGUGUGUGUAUACUGAUAAUACCCCAUCCACACAACUACCUCCCGUGCCUCCACACACUGUCAAGGUUAGCUAGGAAAAAGUGUGUUUAUACAUCGUCCACUGUGCAUUUUCACACUAACCCCAAAUAGUUAAAAGAGUCUGCACCAUGUUAUGUCAAUCCUACGUGGUAUAUUUUCACUAUGAGGUUUGCAUAACACACAUAGAAGAAACGUUUCAUGUGUACCCAAAAGCACAUCGUCUAUCCUUGCGUGCUUUGAUGUAAGUGACUGACAUAAAUGUGCUUAAGUUAAGUUGUUAAUUUUACCACAGCCAAUAUAUCUACCCAAUUUCUCUCUCUGCUAUUGUCUUAGACCCUCGUCUAUGCAGAGGUGGGUCCACACAUCUCUCAGACCUGCAGACAAAUGUUCAACCCCCAGUCAGACAGAGUCCAGUAUGCCUCUCUGGACCACACUGCCACAGUGAGGGCAGUACCACCAGCAGAGCCUCUGCAGGAUCCAGAUUUGGAAGUGAGUCUGGACCAGAUCCUCAUUCAGUUGAGGGAAGUCACUCCUCACUGGAGGAGACUGGGAGAGGCAGUUGGUGUACAGAGGCUGGACGAAAUCUCUGAAUAUGUGGGUAGUGAGAGUGAGGCAAUGGUGGAGGUGGUGGAUGGAUGGCUGGCCAACCUCCACCCCAACAAGCCCACGUGGAGGGAGAUAGCUGAUGUGGUGGACAGCAUUGGUCACCAUGACCUGGCUCACUCCCUCAGACAGGUCUACAUCUCAGUCUACUCAUCUGAGCCAGGACCUGAGGAUUGUGGGACAACUGUGAACCUUACCAGUGUCAAUAACACCAUCAUCUAUGUGAAUGCCUCCCUGGAUACAGUAUGCUUCGAAUGUGACUACACACAAGUUUUGGGUCUCACUAAUGAGGCGGUGUUCAGGGUGAAUGACACUAAUGUUACUUCCAACAGCACCCUGGGAAGAGUGGUGAAGAAAUAUACGCAUAGUCAUUCAGAUACACUGGUAGUGAAUGACAGUAGCAGUGUAUUUAAUACAUUUUCUGACACAAACAUACAAUGCUGUGAGGUUUUUACCAAUGGUUCAUGG